GCCGCGGGGCUAGACUGAGCGCCGCGUUCUGCGCUCCGCCGCCGCUCCGGACGAAUUCGAACGCUCGUCUCGCUCUCGCUUUCUUCCUUUUUUUUUUUUUUUUUGGUCUGGAAGUCUCAGGGACGGAGGAGGGGCGCCAAGGCCCCAUGUGUGGGAGGAUUGCUUCAGCUCCACAAACUUGCGCGGAUUUUCGUUACUUCUUUGGCCCGUGGUUCUGCUCUGAUUUCUUCCGAAUUGUUGCAAAUUCGCCAUUGUUCCCUGGCUGCUCACAAAGUUUGAUCCGGAAUUUCUUUUCAACCGGGAGCCACUGGUGUCGAAGUGUCUGCAAUGAACCCCGUGAAUGCUACUGCUCUCUACAUUUCUGCGAGCCGCCUAGUGCUCAACUACGACCCCGGAGACCCCAAGGCGUUUACAGAGAUUAACAGGCUCUUGCCUUACUUCCGACAGUCUCUCUCGUGCUGUGUUUGCGGACAUUUGCUGCAAGAUCCUAUUGCACCCACCAACUCCACCUGCCAACACUAUGUCUGCAAAACUUGUAAAGGCAAGAAAAUGAUGAUGAAACCUUCAUGUAGCUGGUGCAAAGACUAUGAGCAGUUUGAGGAAAACAAGCAGUUAAGCAUCUUAGUGAACUGCUACAAAAAACUAUGUGAAUAUAUAACACAGACUACGUUGGCACGGGAUAUAAUAGAAGCAGUCGACUGUUCUUCUGAUAUUUUGGCUUUGCUUAAUGAUGGAUCAUUGUUUUGUGAGGAGACAGAAAAACCCUCAGAUUCAUCCUUUACUUUGUGUUUGACACAUUCCCCUUUACCUUCAACCUCAGAACCCACAACUGAUCCUCAAGCUAGUUUAUCUCCAAUGUCUGAAGGCACCCUCAGCAUUGCUAUUGGCAGUUCUGUUAUCAAUGGUUUGCCUACUUAUAAUGGGCUUUCAAUAGAUAGAUUUGGUAUAAAUAUUCCUUCACCUGAACAUUCAAAUACGAUUGAUGUAUGUAAUACUGUUGACAUAAAAACUGAGGAUCUAUCUGACAGCCUACCACCUGUCUGUGAUGCGGUAGCCACUGAUUUAUGCUCCACAGGCAUUGAUAUCUGCAGUUUCAGUGAAGAUAUUAAACCUGGUGACUCUCUCUUACUGAGUGUUGAGGAAGUACUCCGCAGCUUAGAAACUGUUUCAAAUACAGAUGUUUGUUGUCCUAAUUUGCAGCCGAACUUGGAAGCCACUGUAUCCAAUGGACCUUUUUUGCAGCUUUCUUCCCAGUCUCUUAGCCAUAAUGUUUUUAUGUCCACCAGUCCUGCACUUCAUGGGUUAUCAUGUACAGCAGCAACUCCGAAGGUAGCAAAAUUGAAUAGAAAACGAUCUAGAUCAGAAAGCGACAGUGAGAAAGUUCAGCCACUUCCAAUUUCUACCAUCAUCCGAGGCCCAACACUGGGGGCAUCUGCUCCUGUUACGGUGAAACGGGAGAACAAAAUUUCUCUUCAACCUAUAGCAACUGUUCCCAAUGGAGGCACGACACCCAAAAUCAGUAAGACUGUACUUUUAUCUACUAAAAGCAUGAAAAAGAGUCAUGAACAUGGAUCCAAGAAAUCUCACUCUAAAACCAAGCCAGGUAUUCUAAAAAAAGACAAAGCAGUAAAGGAAAAGAUUCCUAGUCAUCAUUUUAUGCCGGGAAGCCCUACCAAGACGGUGUACAAAAAGCCCCAGGAAAAGAAAGGGUGUAAAUGUGGGCGUGCUACUCAAAAUCCAAGUGUUCUUACAUGCCGCGGCCAACGCUGCCCUUGCUACUCUAACCGCAAAGCCUGCUUAGAUUGUAUUUGUCGUGGCUGCCAAAACUCCUAUAUGGCCAACGGGGAGAAGAAGCUGGAGGCAUUUGCUGUGCCAGAAAAGGCCUUGGAGCAGACCAGGCUCACUUUGGGCAUUAAUGUAACUAGCAUUGCAGUGCGUAACGCUAGUACCAGCACCAGUGUAAUUAAUGUCACAGGGUCCCCAGUAACAACGUUUUUAGCUGCCAGUACACACGAUGAUAAAAGUUUGGAUGAAGCUAUAGACAUGAGAUUCGACUGUUAAAUCAGUGGGUCUUUAAACCUACCUCUGGUAGGGAAAUAGCUACAGUUUUACGGCAGCUAUGGUUCUGUUGGUAUAACUUGCCGGAGCUCCUGCAUAUAGAUCACUUGUAUCAAGUGUUUUCAUUGCUAAGUUAUAUGUGUUAGUGUCGGGGAAAUAGUUUGCAGAUAAUGGAGGAGUAACCCUACAACUAUAUGUCCUUAGUUCUUACAGAACCUCAUAGUUUGAGAACAAAUGCUGAUGCAACUGAUUUAUACAAAAUGAACUUUGGCAAGGAAAAUAACAUUAACCUCAUUGUUUAUGGUCAUGCUUUGUGCAUAAUCAAAGUUUAUGAUUAAGUGUAAGGAAGUGGUAUCUAGUCAGUUCAUAAAGAUUGUGCUAAUUUUUUUGUGGAAAUGUAGCCAUUAGUUUGUUCAGGAGACUCAGUGCUGCCUUCAGAUGCCCCAUUGUUUCUCCUGUUGUAAAGCUGAUGUGUCCAGCUCAACCUUUGUGCUGACAUCAUACCAUUUCUGAUCAUGAAAAUUGGCUACUGGUGUAUGUAGCAGUUCUUAAAUCAGCAGUAUUAUGAAAGAAAAUUUGCCCCUCAUUAGAAUGUUUAAGAAAACUGUCUUUUAAAAAAGUGAACAAAUUCAGUCAGACUGCAAAUGUUUAGCUGUUUAUACUCCAAAACUACGAGUUGAGCCUCCUUUAUAGUAAAGACUGACUCAUUUCUAGGAAAAAAAUUCUAACUCCUACCUUCACUUUGUGCAAUGUUCCAAUUGGAAAAAUGAAGAGCAGUUUUAUUCUGAAGGAGGUAAUUGAAUUUAGACUAUAUAUAGUAUAAGACAGAAUUUUUAAAAAAUUAUAAAGAUUUUUAUUUUGAAAUUGGGAUUUGUUUAAAAUAAUUUUGGAAUAAUGCCCCCAAACUUAUCCAGAUUCAUGCAUUAUACUUAUUGCCAUUGGCUGCUGUUUUGAUUUAUCUUUCCUCUGUUUAUUUGCCACAGACUUUAUUUUGAAUAUGCUCCUAUUUUUUUUAGGGUGCUAUUCAUUAAUAAGGCUUCUCUAUUGAGGCCUACUAAAAAUGCCUUUUUAUGAAGCCUGUGCAUUUAGGUAGGUUUGAAGCUAGGAGGAUUUCCUUUAGAAUGCUCUUUUGCAUGUAAAGCACAAACUGUGUUUCAGUUUAAAUGUACUUCUUCCCUUUAAUUUUUACUGGGAAGAUAAACAUUCUGUUGAAGGGAAAUCUAGUCAGUUGCUUGAAAGAGCACAGUCCAAGAAAAACAAGGACUGACUAGGUGUAAAGAAAUAACCUUAUGAUUUUAAAGAAGAGUUGCUGCUUUGACAGUGCUUAUUUAAAGAAAAAUACUGCUGGAAAAGUUCCAAUUUCUACUGCGUUCACCAUCUCUAGUGAGAUCUGACAUAUGUUGAAGUUGUUUUGAUUUGGCACACAGCAUGUUCAAUGAUGGUUACUCGCCUAGUACAAGAUAUGGAGAAGAAACCUUUGGACACAGAGCAGAUGACACCUCCUUCUGUUUUGUAGUGUAUCCUGGUGUCAUUUUCUGUGAAUGUGGUCAGGUAGAAUUGUUUCUGUUGUUGUUGGGCUUUUUUUUUUUUUUUUUUUUUUUUUCGGUCUUUUUUUGGUGGGGGGGGGGUGGGCUAAAGCCAUAGGAAGAAAAAUGUGAUGUAUGUGUCCAGUAUGUACUAUUUUGUUUUUGUUUUGCAAGAAGAGUUGAACUAUUUUUGAUAACAAGAGUAAAUGGUGGAAAAUGCUUCUUAGUUGUCUUGUCUUUAUUUGCUUUCCAAGUUUUGGAAUUUUAUUUAAUUCCUUUAAGUGUUAGCAGUGUUUAUGAAACAUGUAUUUACCUAAAGUUUGUAACAGUUUUGUGUUGAACCCAGAUACCCUGCUAUAUAAACUUGUAAAUCUGUUCUUUAUUCACUAAUGAUCACUGCAAAAAUGACUAGAAAUGAUAUUGUACAACACAUGGAUGAGUAGGAUAUAUUUUGCAAAUCUCUCAAACUUUCCUAAUAUUAUGAUCUUAAAAUUCUUGAAGUACUUUAUUCCUUCCCAACUUUGAUAAUAUUAAUUUUGUGUUUUUUGAUGCAUGGGAGGUUGGCAAUAUAGACAAAGUGGAAAUCAUUAGUAUGUGAGGACCUUGAUUGUUAUGUAAUAUUGCCAAUGAUGAAUUCAGGUUGUUUUUAGCACAAGUUUUCUCUUUUUUAUGCUGGUAUUCUCACUGCCACAUUUUUGGAAACCUGUAUUACACCUUAAAUCUAUCAAUAAAUGAUAGUUUUCUAA
This is a messenger RNA of Marmota flaviventris (yellow-bellied marmot), 4330 nucleotides long. RefSeq names its product MSL complex subunit 2 (gene Msl2). NCBI's taxonomy places the organism in Eukaryota, Metazoa, Chordata, Mammalia, Rodentia, Sciuridae. Gene Ontology annotation, biological process: protein ubiquitination. The record is from RefSeq and is a predicted model, not a curated record. Gene Ontology annotation, cellular component: MSL complex. Gene Ontology annotation, molecular function: ubiquitin protein ligase activity.